AUGAAAGGAGAGCCGCUUCCACUCUGCUCUCAUCUGGAAUCACCUCCAGACCAGCAGCAGCCCAUACAGAUCCACUCUAAAAUAAAUCCACCUUGUCUGACAGAAAUUCAGGGAUUCACUGAGCCUCAGUGGGAAGGAGGAAAAUAUUUCAGGAAGAGCAUCAGGGUGAUGAGCAUCAAGCCCGCAGAUAUCAUUCUCACACAUCAGAAGAGCAAGGAAGCCUCCACAUCAUGUGGCCACCAUACCCCGUCUUCUGAAUGGAUCUCAUUCCACUGUGCUUCAGAAGCUCCCUGGAAGAAGCAUCUGACUGGUGAAUCCAUCCAAUCUGUUCCUCCUGUCUUGCUGGAAGUGAAAGAUCAGACUCUGUUCAGAGAUAUUCAGGAGUUUUGUGAAAUCAGACCAAGCACUCAGAGAAACUCUCAGGCUCGCUCAGUGCUCAACAAUGUCCUAACAUGCUUCAGUGGUCAGAGGGAGCCACUGGAUGAACUGAAACACCAUGAAAUACAACACAUCAGACGACGAGGGAGAAGAAGACUGAUAGCAGCUGUGAUCAACUGCAGAAAAGCUCUAUUUUCUGGCUGUAAUCUCACUGUUCAGUGUUGUGAGAGUUUGUCAUCAGCUCUACGAUCCUCAAACUGUGUCCUGAGAGAGCUGGAUCUGAGUAACAAUGACCUGCAGGACUCUGGUGUAAAGUUUAUUUCUGAUGGACUGAAGAGUCUAAACUGUCAGCUGCAGAUACUGAGGUUGUCUGGCUGUAUGGUGUCAGAGGAAGGCUGUGGUUAUUUGUCUUCAGCUCUGAGUUCAAACCCCUCACACCUGAGAGAGCUGGAUCUGAGCUACAAUCACCCAGGACCAUCAGGAGUCCAGCUGCUCCAACACAAACUGGAGGAUCCAAACUAUAAACUGCAGAUACUCAAUUUGGAUCAUAGGAGCGAGAAGAUGAUGACAGCAGGACUACGAAAAUAUGCCUGUGAUCUCACACUGGAUCCAAACACAGCACACACUCAACUCAUUCUGUCUGAUGAGAACAAGAAGAUCACAUGUGUGGAAUAUCCUCAGCCGUAUCCUGAUCAUCCAGAGAGAUAUAAAAAGGUUCCUAGGGUUCUGAGUGUUGAGAGUCUGACUGGACGCUGUUACUGGGAGACUGAAUGGAGCGGAUAUUAUGCUGGUAUAUCAGUGUCAUAUAAAGGAAUCAACAGGAAAGGAUGGAGUGAUGACUGUGUAUUUGGAUUCAAUGACAAAUCUUGGAGUCUGUACUGUUUUGAUAACAUAUUCACUGUCUGUCACAAAGAUAACAGAACUAUUAUACCUGUCGUCCCUUCAUCCUCUAAUAGAGUAGGAGUGUAUGUGGAUGUGUCGGCUGGCUCUUUGUCCUUCUACAGUGUCUCUGACACACACACACUCACACACUUACACACAUUCAACACCACAUUCACUGAACCCCUCUGUGCUGGAUUUGUGGUUUAUCCUGGUUCUUCAUUGUCUCUGUGUGAUAUUAAACAGCCUCCUGUGAGAAUCAUUGGUGAUCCACAUGUCACCAGGUGACUGAAAUAUACUGGGUGUCUUAGUGAAAGAUUUUUAAGACUGUGACUAAUAGUUCAGGACUCUGUUCUUCAGAUAUCACUGAAUAUGCCCCAGUUGAU
Cyprinus carpio (common carp) is the source of this 1643-nucleotide messenger RNA. Its product is annotated as probable E3 ubiquitin-protein ligase TRIML1. The record is from RefSeq and is a predicted model, not a curated record. The transcript has 6 exons. Bases 1 to 1545 code for a protein of 514 amino acids. Lineage: Eukaryota; Metazoa; Chordata; Actinopteri; Cypriniformes; Cyprinidae.